This is a messenger RNA of Plasmodium knowlesi strain H, 1638 nucleotides long. RefSeq names its product threonylcarbamoyl-AMP synthase, putative. Gene Ontology annotation, molecular function: double-stranded RNA binding; nucleotidyltransferase activity; tRNA binding. Lineage: Eukaryota; Apicomplexa; Aconoidasida; Haemosporida; Plasmodiidae. Gene Ontology annotation, biological process: regulation of translational fidelity. The coding region runs from base 1 to 1638 and encodes 545 amino acids. The transcript has a single exon. The record is from RefSeq and is a predicted model, not a curated record. Gene Ontology annotation, cellular component: cytoplasm.
AUGGCGGAAAUAUUCAAAGGAUCAGAUUUGUUAGAGAAUGAACAAUUGAGGAAAAGGUUAAAGGCUCACAUUGAAGCGGAUUGCCUGGUGGGAAUGCCAACCGAAACGGUUUACGGUCUGGGAGGGAAUUCAUUAAGCGAGAAAUCUUUAAGGAAUAUAUUUGAGAUGAAGAACAGGCCGGUAAGUGAUCCUAUCAUCUCUCAUGUGUAUGACAUAAAGCAAGCAUUUGACCAACUGUACCAUGUGAAUGUGUUCGAGAUGUUUACUAUAUAUACCUUAAGUAAAUAUUUUUGGCCUGGUCCUUUAUCAAUAAUUGCUAAGGCAAAAAAGGAGCUGCCUUUAAUCCUCACGGCACACACAGGAUUCUGCGCUGUACGAAUGCCAAGGAACAACAUCGCCAUAGAGAUUAUUAAGGUGAGCCAAGUUCCCAUCGCAGCUCCUUCCGCCAAUAAAUUCCAACACAUCAGUCCUACCACUUCUGCUCAUGUCUUCCAAGAAUUUGAAAAAGAAAAAAUUAUCAUCUUCGACGAUGGACAGUGCGACAUAGGUAUUGAGUCCACCGUUUUGAAGUUGGUUAAGUUUAAGAAAACGGGUGAUAGGAAGCCGAACCGAUUGAGCGGAGCAGGUGAAACUUGUGAGGCGAUCCAAGAGGAGGAAGUCACCACCGAUGAUGAAUACGAAAAGGAAUGUACAGACGAAAUGGAGUUUUUACGCGAAGUCACGGGAAUACCCGCGUCGGAGACGAACGUAGAAGUUUACGAUAGGUUGAAAGAUCUGUUUGAGACCAUUGGGUGGGGAAAUAAAGUGGAGGAUAUGUCAAAAAUGGGAGGUGAGUUGUCAAGGACGAGUGAAUAUCCCCUUUUGGAAAAAGUAUUAAAGUACAAGAACCUGUACGACUAUCGUAUCCGAAUUUAUCGGAGGGGAAAGUACACGAAGGAGCAGAUUGAGGAGGCUGUCAGUUCCUCACCUCUCCUCAAAGACAUACAGGUCGACUUGUACGAAAAAAUCAAGUUUGAAAAUGUGGCAAUUUUGCACAUGGGGAAAGGGGGCCACUUGGGUCGAGAAGGUGGUAUCCAGGCGGAAGGCACACUGGACGGGUCAGUAAAUGGGUCAGUAAAGGCGGCGCUGAACAGUUGUCUUUCCAAUUGCUUAGGUGGCAACACUGCGGAGGAGGAGGAGGUGCAGAAUGAGGUGAGUCCUGGUCUCUUGCUCACUCAUUACAGUCCCGUGGUGUCGACAUACCUACUGGACGGUGCGGCAGAUGAAGGAGAGCAAAGUGAGUUAAUGAGGAAGAAUCCAAUUGCAAAGAUAUCCUUGGGAAGGUGCGUACUUUUAGAUAUCGGAGACUCUUUUGAACUUCACCAAGGGAACUUUCUCAAAUAUAUUAAUAUCUCAUACGAAGGAGUGGACACGAAAGAAGAACAAACAAAGUUGGUCAUGAAGAACUUUUUCCUUUUUUUGAGACAGGCAGAAGAGUUAGCCAUAGAAUACCAGGCUGAGGGUAUUUUAAUUUCGAUCUUAAAUUUAAAAUGCGUGGAUGAGAGAAACCUCUCCAUCUUUGAUAGGAUUUUCAGGGCAGCUUCGGGCAGAAUACUGCACGUGGCUGUGCCACAGGUGGGGUCCUUGCGUUUGCUUUAG